AUGCCGCGGCCCAAGAGCUAUCAGACGGCCCAGACCGCGACGGGCGCGGCGCCGCGUCGAAAAAGGCCGCCCUCGCGCCGCGCGAGACCGUUUGGAAGAUAGCAUAAAAAAGCGGCCCAAAUUCAAAGCGCCGACACCCGCGGCCCCCGCGCGCAGGCGAGGCGGCCGCCGACCCCUUCAGCUCGGACGACGACUCGCAGAAGGACGACGAGGAAGCCGUCCUCGAGCGCCUCGCGCGGCCGCCCCUCCGCGUCCUCGUGUCAUUGUUACGGACUCGUCAGCUCAAGGUGCCGCGCAAGGGCGGGCCGGGCAUCACGCAGGCCGACGUCCUCGUGGUCAACAAGUUCGACCUCGCGCCGGCCGUCGGCGCGGACCUGGACGUGAUGCGCCGCGACGCGCUCAAGAUGCGCGGCGCCGGGCCGACCGUCUUCCGCCGUGAAGCACGGCGACGGCCUCGACGCGAUCAUCGGCGAGAUCUUCGCCGCGCAGCGGCGCGCGCUGGCGGCGGCGGCGGAGUAGGCACACGCGAUUACUUUUGUACAUAGCGUCUUACUCGGGGCCUGAGGACCCCUCGGAUGGAAAAAAAGGGGGGGGAGGUGAUA
Molecule: messenger RNA, 602 nt
Organism: Pelagomonas calceolata
Lineage: Eukaryota; Pelagophyceae; Pelagomonadales; Pelagomonadaceae
Source: the annotation of a GenBank genome assembly